AUGUCAAGGCCUAUGCUACUUGUCUUUCUGCUGCUUAUAUUCAUAAUCACCUCCCAGUUUGAAUGGAGACAACAACUUGUAAAUGAUAUUGACCCAACUCCUGGGAUAACAUCUAGACAGCAACAACUAUCAAAGAGGGAAGAAGCUGUCAAGGAGAAGAUUAUCCUUUCACAAGAGAAGAACAUUCACAAGCUGAACGAGCUGGUUCGGGACCUUAGGAAGCAACUAUCAGAAUGCAAGUGCAACAACGAAACGUCGACUGCAACUGCAAAUAGUUUGACCGAACAUGUUAUCGAACUCGAAAGACAGCAGUUUCUAGAGGAUUAA
Linum trigynum is the source of this 327-nucleotide messenger RNA. The record is from the annotation of a GenBank genome assembly. Lineage: Eukaryota; Viridiplantae; Streptophyta; Magnoliopsida; Malpighiales; Linaceae.